UUUCGCCCAGUUUGUUAGCUUCUUUGACGCCGUGGAUCGCGCGGACUUCCUACCGAACAGUUCCACGUUCACCUCCAUUCUCUUCUUUGUUCCUUAUGCGUCUUUAGACGAAAAUAAAGUCUCAAAUCCAUAUCAGUUACAGACUUUGAGCCCAGGGGCAUAACCUCGACCGAUCUCUCCUUCCCCAUUUCCCAUCCCAGAGCUCUUCAAGGCAUAAAUCAUGGCUGAAGGAGAGGAUAUUCAGCCACUCGUCUGCGAUAACGGGACUGGAAUGGUCAAGGCUGGAUUUGCUGGAGAUGAUGCUCCAAGGGCUGUCUUCCCUAGCAUUGUUGGUCGUCCUCGUCAUACCGGGGUGAUGGUUGGAAUGGGCCAAAAAGAUGCUUAUGUUGGGGAUGAGGCUCAGUCGAAGCGAGGGAUUUUAACUCUGAAAUACCCAAUUGAGCAUGGAAUUGUAAGCAACUGGGAUGACAUGGAGAAGAUUUGGCAUCACACUUUCUACAAUGAGCUUCGUGUGGCCCCAGAAGAACACCCUGUUCUUCUUACUGAGGCGCCGCUUAACCCCAAGGCUAAUCGUGAAAAGAUGACCCAAAUCAUGUUUGAGACUUUCAAUGCUCCAGCUAUGUAUGUCGCCAUUCAGGCGGUGCUCUCUCUUUAUGCUAGCGGUCGCACAACCGGUAUUGUUCUAGAUUCCGGUGAUGGUGUCAGCCAUACUGUCCCAAUCUACGAGGGCUAUGCUCUCCCUCAUGCCAUUCUUCGUCUAGAUUUAGCUGGUCGUGACUUGACUGAUGCUCUUAUGAAGAUUCUUACCGAGCGUGGCUAUUCAUUCACUACUACAGCUGAGCGUGAAAUCGUUAGGGACAUGAAGGAAAAGCUUGCAUAUAUUGCUCUUGAUUAUGAGCAAGAGCUGGAGACUUCCAAGACCAGCUCAUCUGUGGAGAAGAGUUAUGAACUACCUGAUGGACAGGUGAUCACCAUUGGUGCUGAGCGGUUCCGUUGCCCGGAGGUUCUCUUCCAGCCAUCAAUGAUUGGUAUGGAAGCAGCCGGCAUCCAUGAGACGACUUACAAUUCAAUUAUGAAGUGCGACGUUGACAUCAGGAAGGAUCUUUAUGGAAACAUAGUUCUGAGUGGUGGUUCCACAAUGUUCCCUGGUAUUGCUGAGAGAAUGCACAAGGAGAUCACAGCUUUGGCUCCAAGCAGCAUGAAGAUCAAGGUGGUAGCUCCACCAGAGAGGAAGUACAGUGUUUGGAUUGGAGGUUCUAUUUUAGCAUCUCUUAGUACUUUCCAGCAGAUGUGGAUUGCAAAGGCAGAGUACGAUGAAUCUGGACCAUCCAUUGUACACCGAAAAUGCUUCUAAAGAUGGAAACGGAACCCAACAUCUUCUCAAGAAAAAUAAAAAAGAAUGAAAACAAAUCCCUUCUAUUUUACUUACCAGACGUGAUUGUGAGCGCCACUUCACAGAGAAAGAUAAUUGUUCAGCACGAUGGAUUUAUAUUAUCUCGAUAGUCAGUUGUGCUGUGUUUUUUUUUUUUUAAAGACUGACUUCGUGGAUGCAAUCGAAGCUUUUACUUUUAUUUUUAUUUUUUCCUGUUUGCAGCUGGACUUCUUGAUCUUCGGUGCUUGCCUAUGCAUAAGACAUGAAAGCCUUUAUUUAAUAUUUAUAUUCAUAUUCUGGAAGCAGCUACAUUUUUAUU
Molecule: messenger RNA, 1691 nt
Organism: Dendrobium catenatum
Lineage: Eukaryota; Viridiplantae; Streptophyta; Magnoliopsida; Asparagales; Orchidaceae
Product: actin
Exons: 5
Coding region: 221-1354 (377 amino acids)
Cellular component (GO): cytoplasm
Source: RefSeq, a predicted model, not a curated record